AUGAGCCGUCGCGAGGCCAUCUUGGCGCGCGCCGCGGCGCUCGCAGAAUCUUCCUCCGACGACGCCGACGCGUCGACGCGCGACGUCGACGGCGUUCAACCGCUCGGUCGACGACGGACGUUCGUCCCGCUCGAAGAACUCACGCGCGAGCGCAAAGACGCGCCGUUUCGUCCGCCGGGAGAUCGCCGGGCGGCGGCGCGGGCGGCGGACGACGGCGCGCGCGGGACGGCGGCGCCGGCGCGGGCGCCGUCGACGGCGCCGUCGACGCCGAACGCGGUCGACGCCGAGGCGUGGGCGAAGGAGGAUGCGAAAUUAUUGAUGCAUUUACCGGAGAGCGAACGGCCGAUGGUGACGCAGGCGUUUUCGAUGCGAGCGCCGGCGAAGGUGCCGCGAGCGGUGCGACAGCGAUUUCUGAACGCGCUCGCGGCGAGAAAGCUUCGCAGUCGGGCGAACGUCGGAGUCAGGGAGCGCGUGAGCGAAGCGUGGAUAUCUGCACAUCCAGAUGAGCGUAAAUCGGCGGUCGAGGAGGCGGUGAAGGAAGAGAUGAAAUUGCACGCAAAGGCGACGAGCAAGGCGACGUAUAGGAAUUUGAGCGCGCAACUGAUGUUGCGCGGUGGUGAAUCGGCGAAAGCGGAGCCUGGAGCGCUGAAGCAAGACUACGAGUGCUCGGCGGCGAACGAUAUCGAUCUCACGCGAUGUUCAACCGUGAGAGGAGAUGAAGCGGUCGAAUUUUUCAUCGCUGCUUGCAAGCAUCGCGACGGCUCGGCGCAUCGUGCUGCCAACGUGGACGAAGUCAAAGUCGAGGUUGGCGGAGAAGAGGACGUCGACGCGGAAGAGAGCGAAGCGCUCGACGAAGCGUGCGACGCCGCGACGCGUAUCGAUGAGCCAAUUAACGAAGUCGCCGGUAAGAAGAUAACUCACUCAGCAGUAGAAGUCGCGGUGAGGAAGCUGUGUUGCGAUUACGUGCAACUUCUCGUCGACACGGGCGCGUGCGAGGCAGCUUUGGCGAGCAUCGUGGAGCAAAAAGUCGUCAAAAAAGUGAUGACGCGACACCAAAACGACCGCGAUGACUCGUUUCUGAUCAAAGAGAGCGCGAGCAUUCGGAAGCUCGUCGCGAGCCAGCUCAAGCACGAAAACGCGAGACGGGCAACAACGUAG
This is a messenger RNA of Ostreococcus lucimarinus CCE9901, 1158 nucleotides long. RefSeq lists its product with no specific name. The record is from RefSeq and is a predicted model, not a curated record. The coding region runs from base 1 to 1158 and encodes 385 amino acids. NCBI's taxonomy places the organism in Eukaryota, Viridiplantae, Chlorophyta, Mamiellophyceae, Mamiellales, Bathycoccaceae. The transcript has a single exon.